AUGAGCCAAAGAAGAAAGCACAAAUAUCGCAACGAUAUGGAAAAGCCGUUUAAUUUUUGUAGAGAAGCUGCAAAAGGAUGUCACGUGUGCUUGAUGGCGCCAAACAGAACGAGCGACUUUCUGAUUGGCUUGGAGAAAUUCUACGCUGACGAAUACGACUCAGACGUCGAGAUACCUUCGGUUGCGUUAGAUCCAGACACGAAUACCUUGACUUUAACGAAUACACACGAUUAUGCGCUUUCUGCGACGAUAUCGGUCAAAGGUCUUCGAUGUUUAGGGAAAGAUGGUAUAGAAUUGGAAGCCGGUAAUACGGUAUCGAAAGACGGCUGUAAGUCAACGUGCACAACUUUUAUCGUAAAGAUCCCCGCGAACACGUUCUUGCACGUCUGUCGAUUGGUCGUGGACUUGGAAAGAGAAGGCAUCAAAGAUAGAGACGAACUGUUAGAGUUUGUCAUGCAGAAACUCGAUUCAGACGUCCAGAGAUGCGAAGGACACUCGAGACCAAACGAUUUCCAUCCGUUACAUCUUACUUUUCCUUUUCAAAAUACGAAACAUGAAAAGGACGAGUGUUUCUAUUUGUGCACGCAAGGCAUCGGAGGGAGCUUUACGCACACUUUCUACGGUAAUUACCACGCCAUAGAUUUUCGAUGUGAAGUCGGCACGCCAAUUGUCGCCGGGGCAAACGGGAUAGUUACGGAUGUACGAAACAAUGCACAAGAUCAAAGCACGGGCAUCUCGGCGAGCAACUUGUACUCAUGGAAUUCGAUUCAGAUUCGCGUCACUGAAGAAGUGAAUAUAAAAGACGGAGAGGUAGAGGAAAUCAACGCGGAUAGCGCGGAGCAAAGGAGUAGUAGCGGAGCUUCAACAACCGCAUCCGCACGAACGGGAAUAGCCGGUUUGAGUAUAUCUGAAGCGACGGCGGCGGCGGCGGUAUCAUCACCAUCAUCAUCCAAAGUUGGACAAGCUGGCCCUUUGUACAUUGAGUACGUUCAUGUCCAAGAAAACUCAUUCAAAGUUCAAGUUGGAGAUGUCGUGGAGAGAGGCCAAAUCAUAUGCCGUUCGGGUGAGAGCGGAUUUUGCCCAGAGCCGCAUUUGCAUUUCAGCGCAUUUCGUACGUCGGAUAGCAAAGCGCCUACGGUUGGCGUGAAGUUUAUUGCAUCUGAAGUAAAAGAUGCAUUCGUUCCAGAAGCAGGAAAGAUGUACAAUGCGCGCAUCGGGGAGAGGAAAAUAUAG
Messenger RNA from Bathycoccus prasinos, 1233 nucleotides. RefSeq lists its product with no specific name. The coding region runs from base 1 to 1233 and encodes 410 amino acids. The record is from RefSeq and is a predicted model, not a curated record. The transcript has a single exon. NCBI's taxonomy places the organism in Eukaryota, Viridiplantae, Chlorophyta, Mamiellophyceae, Mamiellales, Bathycoccaceae.